CCCCUAUCAACAUGCAUUCAUGUUUUCUCCCGCCCCAAGUUGAAGAAUCCAGUCUGUCUGUCUGUCUGUGGACUGUCAGUGCUUGUAUCCUGUCACGUUGGCGGAAUCGAAGUAGUUGGCGUUCUCCCUUGCCAUGGCCUCCCUGUGCCGCGCCACCUCGGCCUCACCCAUCAGCUCAUCAGGCCUCACCUAAACGCAUCAUGACAUGCAGCCAGGCAGGCAACAGAUCCAUCCAUCCAUUCAUUGGAGAGGAGAGAUGGCCGACUGAUUCGAUGAAUGAAUGAAUGGAUUGGGUGCGUGUGCUGUCUGUCUUACGUCAAGGUCAAAGUUGCCUUCCUCCGGCGCGUACACACCUCUGCACAGCGUGAUGCUCUCGCGAACCCUGAACAGAUCCCAUGCGGACAGCCAGUGAAAACAUACGUGCAGUGAGUGCAGUGUGUCAUAGAGAGAGGAUCCAUCAAUCGGUCGUUGAGAGCGACUCACUCACUUGCGUUGUGUGGUGAGGGCGACACGUUUGCUGAUGAAUCGGAUCGUGUACCCUGGCAGUGCAGUGCAAGCAGCAAAGGAAGGCACAGACACACAUGGGACGGCCACACGCAGAUAGAUGGACGGACACUCACGCUUGACGUGUGUGUCUGCUCUGUCUGCUUGGCCCCUCACCGACCGAUUCGCCGGUCGUCUGUCUUGUUGGGUCCGCUCCGGUGGACCAGACGAAAAUGGUGAAGCGACAUCUCACCCGCCUUCAGCACCACAUUCACAGCACUGCUCUCGUCCACAACGUUGGGGAUUGUCUGGCCUGCAGACACACAUACGGCACGGCACGGCACCACUGUCUGUCUGUCUGUGUGCUGUCUCUCCGUGGUGCCGUGCAUUCAUUUUGGUGUAUGGUUUGACCUCUGCUGAGCAUGUUGUUGUGGUCGUUGGUCUCGACGUGCGGCAGUUGCUUGUGGUGUGUGCCGGGGAUGUACUGCAUACACCCGUUGGCCUCGUUCACAUCCACAAGGGCAAUCCAGGCCGUCAACACCUGCUCUAGACAGACAGACAACAGACAGAUGGAUCGACACACAGGACACAACACACAUUCGCACCCCACUCACUAUGUGAACCCCGCCCUCCCCCUUAUGGACACACAUCGUCUGACGGCUCCAGGCCGGCGUAGGUGCUGUCUUGAUGCCACGAGAAGAAAGAGUCUGUGUGCGGCUCCUGACCAAACAGGCAGAUCGACUUGUACUCUGUGUGAUUGCGUGUGAAUGAAUGAGUGUGUCGCCUUCCUCUUGCGCACCUUGAUGUUGAAUUCUGAUGACCACGCCAGAACAUCAGGCCCCAGGACGGCCUCGACGGCGUCCAACACCUGCAGACACAAAGGCCGCCUGCACCCGUCCGUCCCCCCAGCCCCCCCGCCCUCACCUCUGGCUUCAUAACGAGAUCCCACAACCAUGGUAGCAGCAGGUGAGGGCGGAAUCGCAUGUCCUUAGAGGCCUGCAGAGGGAGGGAGAUCUCGCCGCCAGUCGAUGGAUGUGCAGAGAUGAAUGAAUGCAGUCGUGACUGCAUGACUCAACUCACCUUGCCUCCUUCCAGCAUGCCUUCCCAUUGCUCCAGGUUGUGCCUGAGCGUGAACGCCUCCGCUGCACUGCAUACGCGGAUCGGGCAAUAAUAGCCCUGCUUCUUGAAGGCACUGGCGAUGUGAUGCAUGGCAAGGAAGUUCAAAU
This is a messenger RNA of Vitrella brassicaformis, 1709 nucleotides long. The record is from the annotation of a GenBank genome assembly. Lineage: Eukaryota; Vitrellaceae.